UGACUUCUCCGACACUCAUCUCUCGACGGUCGAUCGAAACAGAUCGCGGGUCAUGAGAGCAUCGACCGUCGAAGAAAUCCUAUCGACACUAGCGACAAUCGAAAACUUUCGACGAAUUUGAAAAAAUCCCUAUAGUUUUACUGAAACCAUGGGUGUUAUCGAACCAGAAAAUUUGAGACCGAAGGGUCUGGGCGUGCGUCAUGGUCAGACGCUGCUCCUCUUCUUCGCGAUGCUGCUGGCAUUCACCAUGCGGGUCAACAUGAGCAUGGCCAUCGUCGAUAUGACGGAUGAGGACAAACCUGGGCAUUUCACCUGGAGCCACACCGUGCAGUCGGUCAUCCUGUCCUCGUUCUUCUGGGGCUACGUGGUGCUGCAGAUUCCGGCUGGUGAGCUCGCCAGCAGGUUCGGCGGCAAGUUCCUGAUCACCACCGCCAUCGCUGUCAAUUCGGUGUUGUCACUGUUUAUACCCAUCGGGGCUAGUUUGGGAGGCUGGAAACUGGUGUGCUGCUGCCGAGUUCUGCAGGGUCUGACGCAGGCGUUCGUGUAUCCUUCCAUGCACCACCUUGUGAGCCAGUGGAUACCCCUUGAGGAGAAGGGAUUACUCAGCACCAUCAUAUAUGCUGGUGGUCAGCUGGGCAUAGCUCUACAGCUAAUCGCAGCUGGCUUCCUGGCGACGAGUCUGGGCUGGCCCGUCAUCUUCUACGUGAACGGCACCCUGGGCCUCAUCUGGACAGCAGCCUACCUGUUCUUCGGCUCCGGAUGUCCUGAGCAGUCAAAACUGAUCUCCGAUGAAGAGUUGCAGUACAUACAGACGUCUCUUGGAAGAGUUGGGGAGCAUAAGAGGUUCCCAACACCCUGGAAGUCGAUCGUGACGUCACUCCCCUUCUGGGCGGUGAUCGUGGCGCACUGCGGCCAGAACUGGGGCUUCUUCACGCUGAUGACCGAGAUGCCCACCUACAUGGCCAAGGUCCUUGGCAUGCACCUCACCAGUAAUGGAGUAUUAUCCUCGCUGCCAUACUUGGCAAUGUACGUGCUGAGCUUCCCGAUGGGGGCAAUGACCGACCUCAUCAUCAAGAAGAACUGGCUCAGCGUCACCGCCACCAGGAAACUUUUCAAUACUAUUGGACUCUGGGGCCCAGCGAUAGCCCUGAUCGGUCUAUCGUACACUCCUGCUGGUAAUAUGGUGCUGGCGGUGGCAAUGUUAACCAUCACCGUCGGCAUUAAUGCUGGCCAGUACACCGGGUACAUGUUGGUUCACAUCGACUUGGCUCCCAACUUCAGUGCUUGUUUGAUGGGCGUCACCAACUGUUUGGCCAACAUCGUCUCCAUCAUCGCUCCUUUGGUCUGCGGGAUUAUAGUCACUGAUGAGAAAGACCCAGCGGAGUGGCGGAAGGUGUUCUUCGUGGCGUCAGGGAUAUAUUUCUUCUGCAACCUAUUCUUCAUAUUGUUCAGUACUUCAGAGAGACAACCCUGGAACGAACCGAAGAAACACGAUGACGACGUCGAAAUGAAGACUCCAGAAAAAUCUGAGGUGAAGUAUUGACCCCGACUUACAGAAUUUAUUUAUUUAUCGUACCUGAAUUUAAGUUAACUACUCAUUAAAAUAAAUGAAUUAUU
Molecule: messenger RNA, 1617 nt
Organism: Pectinophora gossypiella (pink bollworm)
Lineage: Eukaryota; Metazoa; Arthropoda; Insecta; Lepidoptera; Gelechiidae
Product: putative inorganic phosphate cotransporter
Exons: 11
Coding region: 149-1543 (464 amino acids)
Biological process (GO): transmembrane transport; monoatomic anion transport
Cellular component (GO): plasma membrane
Molecular function (GO): transmembrane transporter activity
Source: RefSeq, a predicted model, not a curated record